Molecule: messenger RNA, 1966 nt
Organism: Coffea eugenioides
Lineage: Eukaryota; Viridiplantae; Streptophyta; Magnoliopsida; Gentianales; Rubiaceae
Exons: 9
Coding region: 234-1550 (438 amino acids)
Molecular function (GO): L-ascorbic acid binding; oxidoreductase activity, acting on paired donors, with incorporation or reduction of molecular oxygen; iron ion binding
Source: RefSeq, a predicted model, not a curated record
UCAGCAUUGUCUACUCGACAGAAAACCCUAACGUUCUCCAUCUUCAUCCUCUCCAUCAGAACCGAACUGAAACGGUAACAAAAUUUCCUCAUUUUCCAAACCCAAACCCAAACCCUAACCCCAAGCUUCCCAAAAUGCUCCUAUAAUCCCAUAUCAUUUCGGCAUUGCCCCUCCCCUUCCAUACAUAUAAUCCAUACAUACAUACCCAUACACAAAACAGAUUUUCUGAAAUUAUGUCGCAGGAUGGGGCAGCGGCAAUGGUUUCGGCAUCGCUAACAGCGACUGUGACGGGGACGGCAGCGGCAGCUGGGACGGGAAUAGUGCCUGCAACUGUCGAUCGGAGGAUUUCCGAGCCUCAAUCUCCGGCAACUGAAAUUAGAAAUGUUAAUAACAACAAUGGCAGCAGAAACGAUAAAAGUAUUACCAAUAAGAAUGGGAAUGGGACGCUUAUGCCUCCACCGCCACCGCCAUCGCAGGUUUUUCCGACCUAUAGUUCCCACAGGCUGCGGCUGAACCCUAGCGCCGAUCACAAGCCGGAUAGUUAUGAGGAUUUGCAAUUGGACUUCAGUCCUCUGCUUUUCAGCUCUCUGGAGAGGUAUUUGCCGCCAACUCUCCUCAAUUCGUCGCGGGAGACGAAGGUUCAUUACAUGCGUGAAAUCCUCCUCCGUUACUCCACCGAAAGCGAGCGAAAUCGUGUUCAGAAGCACAGAGAAUACAGGCAAAAGAUUAUAUCGAACUAUCAGCCUUUACAUAGGGAACUGUAUAUUAUGCAAGCUUCAAAUUUCUUUGUCCCUUCGUUUCUCAAGGCUGUGAGUGAAAACACUGAAGAAAGUUUCAGAAGUAUAAUGUCUGAACCAUCUCCAGGAGUUUUUGCAUUUGAAAUGCUGCAACCUCGCUUUUGUGAAAUGCUGUUGGCUGAGGUAGAAAAUUUUGAGAAGUGGGUGCACGAAACGAAAUUCAGAAUCAUGCGGCCCAAUACAAUGAACAAAUAUGGUGCUGUCCUUGAUGAUUUUGGACUGGAAACAAUGCUCGACAAAUUGAUGGAAGAAUUUAUACGCCCAAUGUCAAGAGUGUUCUUUCCCGAAGUUGGUGGAGCCACACUUGACACACAUCAUGGAUUUGUCGUCGAGUAUGGAAUGGAUAGAGAUGUUGACCUCGGUUUCCAUGUGGAUGACUCAGAAGUCACUCUGAAUGUAUGCUUGGGAAAGCAGUUCUCUGGUGGAGAGUUAUUCUUCCGAGGUGUGCGGUGUGAGAAACAUGUAAAUUCUGAAACUCAGCCUGAGGAAAUCUUGGAUUAUUCCCAUGUCCCUGGGCGAGCUGUUCUUCACCGUGGUCGCCAUCGGCAUGGUGCUAGGGCUACAACAUGUGGGCACCGAAUUAAUUUAUUACUGUGGUGUAGAAGUUCCGUUUUCAGAGAGUUGAGAAAAUACCAAAAGGAUUGUUCAGGCUGGUGUGCAGAGUGUCAACGGGAGAAGAAAGAAAGGCAGCGUCAGUCAGUUGCUGCAACGAAACUGGAAUUACUGAGAAGAGAAGGAGAAGCUGCUUCUUGAACAGUUUAUUGUCUCUAAUUAUUGUGCUGCAAAGAGAAGGAGAUGAAGCUGCUACUUGAACAGUUUAUUGUCUCUAAUUAUUGCGCGGCAAAGAGAAGGAGAUGAAGCUGCUUCCUAGCUGUUCAUUGUGUUUUGACUUUUGCUUUGAAACUGUAAUAUAGCUCAACUCAUCCUCAUGGCAGAAGCAUUUUCCCGUUAGUCGUAUAGGGAUGCUGAAGAUGUUGUCUGUUUUGUCCUUUUUUUUGUCAAGAUAGCUGUACAUCUAAAUCAAGUAGGUGUUGGGUCAUCCCAAUUGUUAGCUGACUUGAAUAUGGCUUACCAUUUGGUACAAUGAACAUUUUGUAGUGAGUUGAAUCCUCAUGGUGAAUGAAGCUGUACUCUGUAGAUGAGUGGUGCUCUGCACAUCUUUAGAUACA